This is a messenger RNA of Exophiala mesophila, 1266 nucleotides long. RefSeq lists its product as uncharacterized. Gene Ontology annotation, biological process: cell wall organization. Bases 208 to 1128 code for a protein of 306 amino acids. Gene Ontology annotation, cellular component: cell surface; fungal-type cell wall; extracellular region. The transcript is spliced from 2 exons. The record is from RefSeq and is a predicted model, not a curated record. Lineage: Eukaryota; Fungi; Ascomycota; Eurotiomycetes; Chaetothyriales; Herpotrichiellaceae. Gene Ontology annotation, molecular function: glucan endo-1,3-beta-D-glucosidase activity; 1,3-beta-glucanosyltransferase activity.
CCCGAGAGCUAUUUUUUUCUUCAGCACUGACACCACAGAUCCUGUGUCUGAUCUCCAUGGUUCCUUUUAUAGACUGCGACUUUUCUGGUAUUGGUUGCGUCUGAAUAUAUACAACUUCUAAUCAUUCUUGUUUCCUUCUAUACCAUCUUUCGUUCUUUAUUCCAUCAUUCCACGACGCAUUCACUUGUAGUCGAAUUUAUCUACACCAUGCGUGCUUCAUCAGUUCUGGCCCUCGCUGCCACACUUCCCUCAACCUUCGCUGCUUAUAAAGGCUUCAACUAUGGCUCGACUGGCCGCGACCAAGCUGCCUUCGAAGGCGAAUUCAACUCAGCAAAGAACCUUGCGGGCUCGAGCUACACCUCAGCGAGACUGUACACCAUGAUCCAGGAUGGCACCACGAACACACCCAUCUCUGCUAUUCCUGCCGCCAUUAGCACCGGUACCUCUCUACUCCUAGGUCUCUGGGCCUCGGCUGGUGACGCCAUCUUCCAGAACGAACUUGCUGCGCUGAAUGCUGCCAUUGCCCAAUACGGCACCGCUUUCACCGACCUCAUUGCUGGCAUCAGCGUCGGCUCCGAGGACGUGUACCGUAUCACACCUAUUGGUGUAGCUAACAAUGCAGGCGUGGGUGUUGGCCCUGACGUCCUUGUCAAUUACAUCGGCCAAGUUCGCAGCGCCAUUUCUGGUACCAGUGCCUCUGACAAGCUCGUUGGCCACGUCGACACAUACAAUGUCUGGACCAACUCGAGCCAAGAUGCUUUGAUUGCCGCCUGCGACUUUCUAGGUGUCGAUGCCUAUCCUUACUACGAAACCACCAAAGCCAACUCGAUCGAAAAUGCCAAUGCCACCUUCUGGGAUGAUUACGAAUUGACCGUCGCCGCCAGCCAGGGCAAACCCGUAUGGAUCACAGAAACUGGCUGGCCUGUUUCCGGUCCCUCGUCGAACCAAGCCGUCGCAUCCAUCGAUAACGCAAAGACUUACUAUGACGAUGUGGCCUGUCAUGCCUUCGCCACUGGUGUUAACACCUGGUGGUAUAUUCUUCAGGACACUGGUGCCGAGCCCAGUUUUGGGUUGGUCGGUGCCGGAACACCCCCUCCAACAACACCUCUUUAUGACUUGAGUUGCUAGGUAUCAAGGAAGUCCAGAUUAUAAUAGUAGGAGUUAUUGGAUAUGGGUGGACAUAGAUAAUUCGCGGUACAUAUACUAUGUUAUUGUCCCGUAUAGACACCAUAAAUAAAGUAAAUUUUACAGAACGCUCCAAGCCUG